GUCUUUUGUAUGCUUGGCCUUUGAGACUGUACAGUGACUGUGAAGACUGAAGGCUGAAGUGCUCGCAUUUUGACUUUGGGUUAGCUACACUUCUUGGCGGAGCCUUUUGUUUAGUCUCUAAUCUUCCUCCCGGAGCAUAGGCAUUAGGUGUUGGAGCACUAUAUGGGUAUCUUCUAGAUAGGCUGAGAGCUUUUUAUAUUUUCUGGUCGGCCGUUGUGAGAGGCAACGAUGGGCCAGUCAGGUUCAUCGGCAGCGAAACGCGGUGGACUUUCUGACAAAGAGGCUGUUCGAGACUUCUUGGUUCAGGCGAAGGAAGACUUUCAGAAGAAAUGGGACUCACCAGCGAAGAACACUGCUCAUCUGGAUGACUUUGACCGUCUGAAGACUCUCGGAACAGGUUCCUUUGGGCGAGUGAUGCUCGUCCAACAUAAGAAGAAUAAACAGUAUUUCGCUAUGAAGAUCCUGGAGAAGCAGAAGGUUGUCAAGCUGAAGCAGGUUGAUCACACUAACAAUGAGAAACGUAUUUUGCAGUCAAUCGAGUUCCCGUUCUUUGUCAACCUUGCAUACACGUUCAAGGACAAUUCCUAUCUGUACAUGGUGCUUGGUUAUGUGUCUGGUGGUGAGAUGUUCUCUCACUUACGUCGCAUCGGCCGCUUCAGCGAAUCACAUUCUCGAUUCUACGCUGCUCAAAUCGUCCUUGGCUUUGAGUACCUGCACUCACUUGAGAUUGUGUACAGAGAUUUGAAACCAGAGAACAUUCUCAUUGAUGAGAAAGGGUACCUCAAAGUGACUGACUUCGGCUUCGCAAAGAAGAUCAAGGGAAGAACGUGGACGUUGUGUGGCACGCCCGAGUACUUAGCACCUGAGAUUAUCUUGAGCAAGGGCUACAACAAGGCUGUAGACUGGUGGGCGACAGGCGUGCUUAUCUAUGAAAUGGCCGCUGGGUAUCCGCCAUUCUUCGCGGAUCAACCCAUCCAAAUCUACGAGAAGAUCGUCAGCGGAAAGGUGCGGUUCCCGUCACAUUUCACGCAGGACAUUAGAGAACUGCUGCGCAACCUUCUUCAAGUAGACAUCACGAAACGAUGGGGUAAUUUGAAGAAUGGCGUCAGUGAUAUCAAGGACUGCAAGUGGUUCACUGGUGCACCCACCGACUGGAUUGCAAUCUUCCAGAAGAAGAUCGAUGCACCUUUCAUCCCGAAGACAAAGGGAGCUGGCGACUGCAGUAACUUCGACGAUUAUGAUGAGGAGCCUCUGCGGAUUUCCGGCACAGAGAAGUUUGCAGCUGAGUUUGCUGAGUUUUGAUUUGGCGGGUGAUGGGUGAUGUUGUUGUAGAGUAUGUUAGAUGUUUGGAUUUUGGCUUAGGCAUUGCUGCACAUAACGGAACUGACUGACCGAUUCCUUUGCGGUGAUUUUGCUUGUCACCUCCGAACUUUCGCUUCUUUUUAUGUUGAGAGUGCUCUCGGUUAGUUGUUGGUCUAUGUACCAAUUUGUAUCUCUUGUGUAGGUGUCCUCGUAAUUUCAUGGAAACUUGUAAUCGUGCUCGUUUGCACUCAUUGUAUACAUCACAUGUACGCACAUCUUGUGAAUGUUGCGUAAUAUGUUUCAUCUGCACACGUGCUGCAUAGCAUGCCACUCAUAGGAUGACUGUGUCACAUGAUAGUGUUGGUUUCACUAGUAGACAGGGAGUCUAACUCCUUUUUUUUGUUUUUGUUUUGAUACUUCCCUCAUGCCUCUUCUGUCUUUGCUCUUUCUUUCUUUUUUUUCUUUUUUCCCCGCGUCUGAUCGGCUUGUUAUCAUCGUCUCUUGGCUACCUGUUGCUUGUCCAGUCACAUUAGAGCUCAUCAAACGGGCAGAAUGGCGAGAAUUCUUUGUUUAACGUUUUCGGUACAUCUUGCUCCGGAUUGCCGUUGUGAAUGGCUCGCCACUUCUCACUGUCCAUUUUCCCCAUUUCAUUAGUAGGAUUCCCGCUGCUGUUGUGCUAGGCCCAACUUAAAAAGCAAACAUGUUCUGUACAAAUUAA
Sycon ciliatum is the source of this 2020-nucleotide messenger RNA. RefSeq names its product cAMP-dependent protein kinase catalytic subunit alpha-like. The record is from RefSeq and is a predicted model, not a curated record. Gene Ontology annotation, biological process: protein phosphorylation. Gene Ontology annotation, cellular component: nucleus. NCBI's taxonomy places the organism in Eukaryota, Metazoa, Porifera, Calcarea, Leucosolenida, Sycettidae. The coding region runs from base 229 to 1302 and encodes 357 amino acids. Gene Ontology annotation, molecular function: ATP binding; protein serine/threonine kinase activity. The transcript has 10 exons.